UUGUUGCUGUGUUCCCACAGCGUGUUGUGUUUGGGGGAAGCUCUGAAGCGGAGACUCAGUCUGAGGUUAAAGAGCUGUAAGUGCUGCUUUAAGCUGCUUUCAGUCCUUAUAUGUCAGCGUAACUGACUGAUGAGUGUUUUUAAAUGUCUGUUAGAGCCUCACUGAUGGAGGUGCUGCUCGUCCUGCAGGGGUUUAGAGGAGGAGCUGCAGUAAAGUCGAAAUUCUUCUUCUCCUGCUCUUUCCUACUCAGCUUAAAUGUGCUUCGGUAAACACGUGAGGACAUUCCACAACGAGGAAAGUUAAGCUGCUGAAACGGGUGAUCAUAUAAGAAAAUGGCAUUCAGAAGACAUUCUGGGACUCAGCAAAUGUCAUCUGGUAUCCUCCACAUGAAUACAUCUCAUAGACAAAUGCAGAAACACAGCAAGGAGAGAAAUCACUACUGCUUGGAAUGUGGGCAGAGUUUUGCUGCACAGAGUCAUCUCAAGAUACACCAGCGCAUUCACACAGGAGAGAAGCUGUAUCACUGCUCAGAGUGUGGGAAGAGUUUUAGUCAAAAGAGUACUCUCCAAAACCACCAGCGCAUCCAUACAGGAGAGAAGCCGUAUCACUGCUCAGAGUGUGGGAAUAGUUUUAGUCAAAAGAGUACUCUCCAAAACCACCAGCGCAUCCAUACAGGAGAGAAGCCGUAUCACUGCUCAGAGUGUGGGAGGAGCUUUACUACACAGAGUAAUCUCCAAGAUCACCAGCGCAUUCACACAGGAGAGAAGCCGUAUCACUGCUCAGAGUGUGGGAAGAGUUUUACUGAACAGGGUCAUCUCAAAAAGCACCAGCGCAUCCACACAGGAGAGAAACCAUAUUAUUGCUCAGAGUGUUGUAAGAGUUUUGCUGUACCAUACGAUCUCAAAAUACACCAGCGCGUUCACACAGGAGAGAAGCCGUAUCACUGCUCAGAGUGUGGGAAGAGUUUUAGUCAACAGAGUAAUUACCAAAACCACCAGCGCAUUCACACAGGAGAUAAGCUGUAUCACUGCUCAGAGUGUGGACAGAGUUUUAAUGAGAAGAGGACUCUCCAAGAUCACCAGCGCAUCCACACAGGAGAGAAGCCUUAUUACUGCUCAGAGUGUGGGAAGAGUUUCAGCAGUAGGUUUGUUCUCAAAACUCACCAGUGCACUCACACAGGAGAAAAGCUGUAUCACUGCUCAGAGUGUGGGAAGAGUUUUACUAAAAAGAGUAAACUCAAAAUCCACCAGCGCAUCCACACAGGAGAGAAACCGUAUCAGUGCUCAGAGUGUGGCAAGAGUUUUACUGUACAGAGUAAACUCAAAAUCCACCACCGCAUUCACACAGGAGAGAAACCAUAUUAUUGCUCAGAGUGUGGGAAGAGUUUUGCUGUACAAAGUAAUCUCCAAAACCACCAGCGCAUUCACACAGGAGAGAAGCCGUAUCACUGCUCAGAGUGCGGACAGAGUUUUACCCAACAGAGUGUUCUCAAAAAGCACCAGCGCAUUCACACAGGAGAGAAACCGUAUUACUGCUCAGAGUGUGGACAGAGUUUUAGUCAACAGGGUAAUCUCAAAACACACCAGCGCAUCCACACAGGGGAAAAACCGUAUCACUGCUCAGACUGUGGACAGAGUUUUAGUCAACAGAGUACUCUCAAAACACACCAGCGCAUUCACACAGGAGAGAAGCCGUAUUACUGCUCAGAGUGUGGACAGAGUUUUACUCAACAGAGUAAUCUCCAAAACCACCAGUGCAUUCACACAGGAGAGAAACCGUAUCAGUGCUCAGAGUGUGGAAAGAGGUUUAGUGCACAGAGUGCUCUCAAAAAGCACCAGCGCAUUCACACAGGAGAGAAGCCGUAUCACUGCUCACACUGUGGGAAGAGUUUUACUAAACAGAGUGCUCUCAGAAAUCACCAGCGCAUUCACACAGGAGAGAAGCCGUAUCGCUGCUCAGAGUGUGGAAAGAGUUUUACUGUACAGAGUAAACUCAAAAUCCACCAGCGCAUUCACACAGGAGAGAAGCCGUAUCACUGCUCAGAGUGUGGACAGAGUUUUACUACACAGAGUCAUCUCCAAGAUCACCAGCGCACUCACACAGGAGAGAAACCGUAUCACUGCUCAGAGUGUGGACAGAGUUUUACUCAACAGAGUGUUCUCAGAAAGCACCAGCGCAUUCACACAGGAGAGAAACCGUAUCACUGCUCAGAGUGUGGGAAGAGUUUUAGUCAACAGGGUAAUCUCAAAACUCACCAGCGCAUCCACACAGGAGAGAAACCUUAUUACUGCUCAGACUGUGGACAGAGUUUUACUCAACAGGGUACUCUCAAAACACACCAGCGCAUUCACACAGGAGAGAAACCAUAUGACUGCUCAGAGUAGUGUGGAAAGAGUUUUACCAAACAGAGUGCUCUCAUAAUACACCAGCGCAUCCACACAGGAGAGAAGCCAUAUCACUGCUCAGAGUGUGGGAAGAGUUUUACUGUACAGAGUGCUCUCAAAAAACACCAGCGCAUCCACACAGGAGAGAAGCCAUAUCACUGCUCAGAGUGUGGAAAGAGUUUUACUGAACAGUGUGCUCUCAAAACACACCAGCGCCUCCACACAGGAGAGAAGCCGUAUUACUGCUCAGAGUGUGGACAGAGUUUUACUCAACAGAGGUAUCUCAAAACACACCAGCACAUCCACACAGGAGAGAAGCCGUAUUACUGCUCAGAGUGUGGGAAGAGUUUUACUGUACAGAGUGCUCUCAAAAUACACCAGCGCAUCCACACAGGAGAGAAGCCGUAUUACUGCUCAGAGUGUGGGAAGAGUUUUACUGCGCAGAGUCAUCUCAAAACACACCAGCGCAUCCACACAGGAGAGAAGCCAUAUUACUGCUCAGAGUGUGGGAAGAGUUUUACUGAACAGAGUACUCUCAAAACACACCAGCGCAUCCACACAGGAGAGAAGCCGUAUUACUGCUCAGAGUGUGGACAGAGUUUUACUGUACAAAGUUCUCUCAAAAUACACCAGCGCAUCCACACAGGAGAGAAGCCGUAUUACUGCUCAGAGUGUGGGAAGAGUUUUACUCAGCAGAGUAAUCUCCAAAAACACCACCGCAUCCACACAGGAGAGAAGCCGUAUUACUGCUCAGAGUGUGGGAAGAGUUUUACUCAGCAGAGUGUGCUCAAAAAGCACCAGCGCAUCCACACAGGAGAGAAGCCAUAUUACUGCUCAGAGUGUGGGAAGAGUUUUACUGAACAGAGUGCUCUCACAACACACCAGCGCAUCCACACAGGAGAGAAGCCGUAUCACUGCUCAGAGUGUUGGAAGAGUUUUACUGCGCAGAGUCAUCUCAAAACACACCAGCGCAUCCACACAGGAGAGAAGCCGUAUUGCUGCUCAGAGUGUGGACAGAGUUUUACUGAACAGAGUUCUCUCAGAAAGCACCAGCGCAUCCACACAGGAGAGAAGCCGUAUUACUGCUCAGAGUGUGGGAAGAGUUUUACUGAACAGAGUACUCUCAAAAAGCACCAGCGCAUCCACACAGGAGAGAAGCCGUAUUACUGCUCAGAGUGUGGACAGAGUUUUACUGUACAGAGUACUCUCAAAAAGCACCAGCGCAUCCACACAGGAGAGAAGCCGUAUUACUGCUCAGAGUGUGGGAAGAGUUUUACUGAACAGAGUACUCUCAAAAAGCACCAGCGCAUCCACACAGGAGAGAAGCCGUAUUACUGCUCAGAGUGUGGGAAGAGUUUUACUGAACAGAGUAAACUCAAAAUACACCAGCGCACUCACACAGGAGAGAAACCGUAUCACUGCUCAGAGUGUGGGAAAAGUUUUACUGUACAGAGUAAUCUCAAAAUACACCAGCGCAUCCACACAGGAGAGAAGCCGUAUUACUGCUCAGAGUGUGGGAAGAGUUUUACUGAACAGAGUAAUCUCAAAAAGCACCAGCGCAUCCACACAGGACAGAAGCCGCAUCACUGUUCAGAGUGUGGACAGAGUUUCAAACAUUUAAAGACCCACAAGAGAUUGGACCCAGAGCCCAAGCUGUGUUGUGGAAAGAGUUUUACCAAACAGAGUAAUCUUAAAAAACACCAGCGCAUCCACACAGGAGAGAAACCGUAUCACUGCUCAGAGUGUGGGAAGAGUUUUACUCAGCAGAGUUCUCUCAAAACACACCAGCGCAUCCACACAGGAGAGAAGCCGUAUUACUGCUCAGAGUGUGGGAAGAGUUUUACUGAAAAGAGUGCUCUCAAAAAGCACCAGCGCAUCCACACAGGAGAGAAGCCAUAUUACUGCUCUGAGUGUGGACAGAGUUUUACUCAGCAGAGUGCUCUCAAAACACACCAGCGCACUCACACAGGAGAGAAGCCGUAUUACUGCUCAGAGUGUGGGAAGAGUUUUACUGUAAAGAGUGCUCUCAAAACACACCAGCGCAUCCACACAGGAGAGAAGCCAUAUCACUGCUCAGAGUGUGGGAAGAGUUUUACUGAACAGAGUUCUCUCAGAAUACACCAGCGCAUCCACAGAGGAGAGAAGCCCUAUUACUGCUCAGAGUGUGGGAAGAGUUUUACUCAGCAGAGUAAUCUCAAAACACACCAGCGCAUCCACACAGGAGAGAAGCCGUAUUACUGCUCAGAGUGUGGACAGAGUUUUACUGUACAGAGUCAUCUCAAAACACACCAGCGCAUCCACACAGGAGAGAAGCCGUAUCACUGCUCAGAGUGUGGGAAGAGUUUUACUGUACAGAGUGCUCUCAAAACACACCAGCGACUUCACACAGGAGAGAAACCAUAUUACUGCUCAGAGUGUGGGAAGAGUUUUACUGAACAAAGUGCUCUCAAAACACACCAGCGCAUCCACACAGGAGAAAAGCCGUAUCACUGCUCAGAGUGUGGGAAGAGUUUUACUGCGCAGAGUCAUAUCAAAACACACCAGCGCAUCCACACAGGAGAGAAGCCGUAUCACUGCUCAGAGUGUGGACAGAGUUUUACUGCGCAGAGUUCUCUCAAAACACACCAGCGCAUCCACACAGGAGAGAAGCCGUAUUACUGCUCAGAGUGUGGACAGAGUUUUACUGUACAGAGUUCUCUCAGGAAGCACCAGCGAAUCCACACAGGAGAGAAACCGUAUUGCUGCUCAGAGUGUGGGAAGAGUUUUACUGUACAGAGUACUCUCAAAAAGCACCAGCGCAUCCACACAGGAGAGAAGCCGUAUUACUGCUCAGAGUGUGGGAAGAGUUUUACUGUACAGAGUGCUCUCAAAAUACACCAGCGCAUCCACACAGGAGAGAAGCCGUAUCACUGCUCAGAGUGUGGGAAGAGUUUUACUGAACAGAGUACUCUCAAAAAGCACCAGCGCAUCCACACAGGAGAGAAACCAUAUUACUGCUCAGAGUGUGGACAGAGUUUUACUGAACAGAGUAAACUCAAAAUACACCAGCGCACUCACACAGGAGAGAAACCGUAUCACUGCUCAGAGUGUGGGAAGAGUUUUGCUGAACAGAGUAAACUCAAAAUACACCAGCGCACUCACACAGGAGAGAAACCGUAUCAUUGCUUAGAGUGUGGGAAAAGUUUUACUGUACAGAGUCAUCUCAAAAUACACCAGCGCAUCCACACAGGAGAGAAGCCAUAUCACUGCUCAGAGUGUGGGAAGAGUUUUACUGUACAGAGUGCUCUCAAAAAGCACCAGCGCAUCCACACAGGAGAGAAGCCGCAUCACUGUUCAGAGUGUGGACAGAAGUGUGGAAAGAGUUUUACCAAACAGAGUGCUCUCAAAAUACACCAGCGCAUCCACACAGGAGAGAAACCGUAUCACUGCUCAGAGUGUGGACAGAGUUUUACUGUACAGAGUGCUCUCAAAACACACCAGCGCAUCCACACAGGAGAGAAGCCAUAUCACUGCUCAGAGUGUGGAAAGAGUUUUACUGUACAGAGUCAUCUCAAAAGACACCAGCGCAUCCACACAGGAGAGAAACCGCAUCACUGCUCAGAGUGUGGGAAGAGUUUUACUGAACAAAGUAAUCUCAAAACACACCAGCGCAUCCACACAGGAGAGAAGCCGUAUUACUGCUCAGAGUGUGGACAGAGUUUUACUGUACAGAGUGCUCUCAAAAUACACCAGCGCAUCCACACAGGAGAGAAGCCAUAUCACUGCUCAGAGUGUGGGAAGAGUUUUACUGUACAGAGUCAUCUCAAAACACACCAGCGCAUCCACACAGGAGAGAAACCGUAUCACUGCUCAGAGUGUGGGAAGAGUUUUACUGUACAGAGUCAUCUCAAAACACACCAGCGAAUCCACACAGGAGAGAAACCGUAUCACUGCUCAGAGUGUGGGAAGAGUUUUACUGAACAGAGUAAUCUCAAAACACACCAGCGCAUCCACACAGGAGAGAAGCCGUAUUACUGCUCAGAGUGUGGACAGAGUUUUACUGUACAGAGUGCUCUCAAAACACACCAGCGCAUCCACACAGGAGAGAAGCCAUAUUACUGCUCAGAGUGUGGGAAGAGUUUUACUGAACAGAGUUCUCUCAAAAUACACCAGCGCAUCCACACAGGAGAGAAGCCGUAUUACUGCUCAGAGUGUGGGAAGAGUUUUACUCAGCAGAGUAAUCUCAAAACACACCAGCGCAUCCACACAGGAGAGAAGCCGUAUUAUUGCUCAGAGUGUGGACAGAGUUUUACUGUACAGAGUCAUCUCAAAACACACCAGCGCAUCCACACAGGAGAGAAGCCGUAUUACUGCUCAGAGUGUGGACAGAGUUUUACUGUACAGAGUGCUCUCAAAACACACCAGCGAAUCCACACAGGAGAGAAGCCAUAUCACUGCUCAGAGUGUGGGAAGAGUUUUACUGAACAGAGUAAUCUCAAAAAGCACCAGCGCAUCCACACAGGACAGAAGCCGCAUCACUGUUCAGAGUGUGGACAGAGUUUCAAACAUUUAAAGACCCACAAUGCUCUCAAAACACACCAGCGCAUCCACACAGGAGAGAAACUGUAUCACUGCUCAGAGUGUGGGAAGAGUUUUACUCAACAGAGUACUCUGCGAAACCACCAGCGCAUUCACACAGGAGAGAAACCGUAUUACUGCUCAGAGUGUGGGAAGAGCUUUUCUAAACAGAGUAAUCUCCAAAACCACCAGCGCAUUCACACAGGAGAGAAGCCGCAUCACUGCUCAGAGUGUGGGAAGAGCUUUUCUAAACAGAGUACUCUCCAAAACCACCAGCGCAUUCACACAGGAGAGAAGCCAUAUCACUGCUCAGAGUGCGGGAAGAGUUUUAUUAAACAGAGUAAUCUCCAAAACCACCAGCGCAUUCACACAGGAGAGAAACCGUAUCACUGCUCAGAGUGUGGGAAGAGUUUUACUCAACAGAGUACUCUCCAAAACCACCAGCGCAUUCACACAGGAGAUAAACCCUAUUACUGCUCAGAGUGUGGACAGAGUUUUACUCAACAGAGUAAUCUUCAGAACCACCAGCACAUUCACACAGGAGAGAAACCGUAUCACUGCUCAGAGUGUGGGAAGAGUUUUAGUCAACAGAGUACUCUCCAAAACCACCAGCGCAUUCACACAGGAGAGAAACCAUAUGGCUGCUCAGACUGUGGGAAGAGUUUUACUAAACAGAGUCAUCUCAAAAAGCACCAGCGCAUUCACACAGGAGAGAAACCAUAUCGCUGCUCAGAGUGUGGGAAGAGUUUCAGACAUUCAAAGACUGCAAAGACACACAAGUGCAGUAAGAGCUGUGGUGGAAAUCAGCAGUAAUGAGUAACCUUAACACAUUCCAGGUCUGAAAGUCUACAGGAAACUGUGAUUCUAGGCCAGAUUUCAGUCUGUUUUUUGGGGAAAACCACCUGUUUUGUUGAACACUGUUUCUAAAACAGUAAAGUAUAAAAUGGAAAGUAUAAAAUGGAAUGUAAUUUCCUCUACUGACCACCAAGUCCAACCUAAAGCUAAUACACCCAACGAGAAGGUGUGAUACUGCAUAUUCUCCCCAA
Pygocentrus nattereri (red-bellied piranha) is the source of this 7987-nucleotide messenger RNA. RefSeq lists its product as uncharacterized. The record is from RefSeq and is a predicted model, not a curated record. The transcript is spliced from 9 exons. NCBI's taxonomy places the organism in Eukaryota, Metazoa, Chordata, Actinopteri, Characiformes, Serrasalmidae.